This is a messenger RNA of Marmota monax (woodchuck), 2106 nucleotides long. RefSeq names its product claudin 23 (gene Cldn23). Lineage: Eukaryota; Metazoa; Chordata; Mammalia; Rodentia; Sciuridae. Gene Ontology annotation, molecular function: structural molecule activity. Gene Ontology annotation, biological process: cell adhesion; bicellular tight junction assembly. Gene Ontology annotation, cellular component: bicellular tight junction; plasma membrane. The transcript has a single exon. The coding region runs from base 767 to 1651 and encodes 294 amino acids. The record is from RefSeq and is a predicted model, not a curated record.
GGGCUUCUUCGGUGCACACCUGUCCCGCGCAUCCCAGGCAGCUGGGCGCGUACGGUGCCGCGCACUCAGCAGCUAAUGGCCGCAAGUCGACUGCGCAGAACUAGGGGAUCAUCGGAAAGCAGCUGAGAGUGCAGGGAGAAGCUAAUCUGCAGGGGGCCAAGCAGUGACCAAAGAAAACUUUCAGAACUGAGAUCCGCUAAAAACCCGGGAAACUGCGCAGCAACCAAGACCCGUGGUGCUACGGCGGCGUCACCGCCCCUUUCCUUCCCCGCCCACGGCCUGCCAGGCCCCAGCCUGGAGCCAGGGGCGGGGCGACCUUUGCUCAGUCCAGGAGCCAUCCCAGCCGGGCGGGGUCAAGCGGUCUGGCUGAGGGCGGGGUGUCCGAAUCUCCCCGAGUCCGAGGUCUCAGAGUGCCAGGUGGCUCCGGAGCUUCUCGCGCUCACCUCCUGCCCCUCCCACCCAGGCUGGGUUUGGCCACCCAGUCCCGCACCUGGAUCCGCGGUUUCGGUCAGACCCGCCCGCGAACUGGUUUCGAUUGGGGACAGGAGCGGGGCGGGAGGGCGGAGCGGCCAGGAUGCGAGGAGGGGACUAGGGCGAGCCACGGAGUGGGGACAGACCCGUGCGGGAGACAAAGAGCGGCCGGAGAGAGCAGGGCGCAGCGCCACGACCCAAGGAGGCGCCCGAGCUGACUUCGGGGGUCAGAAGCCGGAGGAGCUUCAAUACAGAAGGCAGCAGGAGAGCCGUCGUGCGGCGGGAGCUCCCCGGGAUGCGGACGCCGGUGGUGAUGACGCUGGGCAUGGUGCUCACGCCCUGCGGGCUGCUGCUCAACCUGAUCAGCACACUGGCCCCCGGCUGGCGACUGGUAAAGGGCUUCCUCAACCAGCCGGUGGACGUGGUGCUGUACCAGGGCCUGUGGGACAUAUGCCGUGAGCAGAGCAGCCGUGAGCGCGAGUGUGGCCAGCCGGACCAGUGGAGCUACUUCGAGGCCCAGCCGGUGCUGGUGGCGCGGGGACUCAUGAUCACGUCGCUGGCCACCACCGCCGUCGGGCUGCUGCUGGCGUCGCUCGGCGUGCGCUGCUGGCAGGAGGAGCCCCAGUUCCUGCUGGCGGGCCUCUCGGGCGUAGUGCUUUUUGCCGCGGGCCUCUUCAGCCUCAUCCCGGUCUCCUGGUACAAUCACUUCUUGGGGGACCGCGAAGUCCUGCCCGCCCCGGCCCAACCGGUCACUGUAGAGGUUAGCUAUAGCCUGGUGCUGGGCUACCUGGGCAGCUGCCUAUUGCUGUUGGGAGGCUUCUCGUUAGCGCUCAGCUUCGCGCCUUGGUGCGAGGAGCAUUGUCACAGCUGUCGCAAGGCGACCCCAGCCGGGCCGCGCCGCAGCAGCAUCAGCACAGUCUACGUGGACUGGCCAGAGCCCACACUUACACCGGCCAUCAAGUACUACAGCGAGGGCCAGCACCGGCCGCCACCCACCGAAUACGGUGCCACUCGCAAGCCCAAGGUCGGUUUUCCCAUGCCGCAACCGCCGCCCAAGGCUUACACCAACCCGGUGGACGUGCUCGACGGGGAGGGGGGAAAGGCAGCCACCUCCCAGGGGGCAUCCUCACGCAGCACCCGGCCCUGUCACAGAUCGCUGCCCUGCGAUUCUGAUCUGUAGACCUCACCUCCUCCUUCCACCUGCAAGGCGGAGACCCUGGGCUUGGGAAUGCCUGCACCAUUCUACCUUGAACUUGCCAGCUGAGAAGCAGUCUGACUGGGGAUUGGAACCCCAUCACCUUCCUGAAACUGGUUGGAAAGGCGAUCUUCCUUUACUGUGACCAAACUAGGCUCUUUGGCUCUUUGGACGUUUAGUUCAGGUUAGGACAGUUUUUUGUUUGUUUGUUUGUUUUCAGAAUUUCAUUUUUCUUUGCUGAAGGAGAGAAAGGUAUUGUUUGUAUCGUGUUAACAACCAGGGACAGUAAACAACAAGAAAAAGUUGAAAUCAACAAAAAAAGAGGCUCAAAACUGGUUUAAGUGUAACUUGAAACUAUAGUAUUCUAACACUAAUGAACUGGUUUAAGUGUAACUUGAAACUAGAGUAUUCUAACACUAAUGAAUCUUGGAUCAGUAUAA